Trichobilharzia szidati is the source of this 2421-nucleotide messenger RNA. The record is from the annotation of a GenBank genome assembly. Lineage: Eukaryota; Metazoa; Platyhelminthes; Trematoda; Strigeidida; Schistosomatidae.
AUGUCGAAAAGUCGGUCUUGCGGUCUUGGAGACCAGUGUGAACAAAUAACAAGACGCCGCACAAUUUUUGGUGAUGUAAAGGAAUCUAAUAUAGUGUUUUGUGUUGACACCUCUGGAAGUAUUCAUAAAGUGUGGGAUCAAAUUUCUUCUCAGAUAAUAGAACAUCUGUGCAAGAUAGCUAUACAUGAUAAGAAGUCCACUUUCAAUGUUAUAACGUUUGGUGACAAUGUGAAACGUUUCCGCGCUAAGCUUGUGCCAGUAAAUUACAAAAACAUAGAAGAACUUAAUAAGUGGCUGAGGAAUGUAAUUUUCGGAACUAACAGCUACAUAUCCCCUGCACUAUUGUCUUCCUAUUCAUAUGUGGAAGCUGAGUGUGUACUACUGGUUACGGAUGGUUUGUUAACAAAAGAGCUUUAUGAUACAAGAAAAUUAUCUUCAGUUUGCAAUUCACGUCCGUUGUACCUGACUCUUUUGAUAAACAAUGUGAAACCAGAUAAUGCAAGUCUCGAGCUGGCCUCAAAAUUGAUAACAAUGACUUGUUGUCCAAAGAGUAGACUAAACGUGAUAAUGGUGGCUUUCAGUGGAUGCUUUGUUCAGUUGUCGCCGCUCGAAUGGUGUGUUAAAGUUCCUUCAAAGCUGUAUGGCUGCCCCAAUCUAUGCUACAAAUACGUACUUGACAACCUGCACAAAUAUAAGGAGACGAGAGAAGCUGGGGGUUCAGUUGAGGGAUUAGAAGUGCAUAAACCUCUGGCACAUAGAGACUCAGAAGAAAGAAUACUACAAGUCAAGAAAAUUCCUACUGAUCAUCUUCAAACCCAAGAACAACAAGUACAAACAAGUUCACUGUUUGAAAUAAAUGAUUCACAGACUCAAACAGUUUCUGAAACCUCAGAGGAAGUGAAUACAACAGACCCAUCAUCAUUGCAUAACAGUUGUAAUGGAAAUCAUUUUCAACAAUGUUGUAGAAGAGGACAUAGUUCAUGUUUCAUGUGUCAGCGUUCUCCAAAAUACUCUAGUGAUAGAUUUAAACAAAGCAGGUACCGAGCUGCAAGAUCUUUUAUGAAUGGUCGGGAUCAACUUGACUGGUGGGCUGAUGAUAUUCGAAUAGCACCUUCAGCUGGCGCUUUACUUUUAGGUCAUAUUGUAUUGGCUCCUAAGUAUAAUGAUGGUAAUCGAAUAUACAUGGCUACUGUACUUUCUCAGGUGGAUUAUUGCACAUUUAUUAUUUGCUUUGAAGAUCCUGAUUCAGAGAUAAAACAUCGUGAAAACUUUCAAGAAAUUCACGUGCAUGAAUUAAUAUCCUAUUUAGAUUUUCAUCGUCAUCCAAUUCACCCUGGAGAUUUUGUUCUUGUGCCUCAAUCUGCAAUUAUUCAAAUUGAUCAGUGUUGUAAACAUCCUAUGGAUAAACACUUUCUAGUUCCUUUUCAACUUGGCAAAGUCCUAUCUGGUUUUGAAUCACGUUCAUCUUGUAGAAAAGCUUUCACUCUGUCCAAUAUACCUUUAGAAGUGGAGUUUAUUCGACAGGAUAAUAAUGAAGUAGUAUCAGGCAAAAGUUGUAAAAUCCCGCUAAAUACAGCACUAUGGAUACCACAUGAACUCGCAGUUAAAAAAUUGCUAUCAAAUAAAACUCAGUGUGAAGUAACUCCCUCGACUGGUGAAUCGCCUUCUGCUGUAUACAUGAGCACUUGUAGCACUUCUCCAGCUGAUAUUACUUCCUCACAACCUGUAUUAUCAAAACAACAGAAAAAUGAAGCUUUAGAGGUGAAAGAUGCACAAGGAUUAUCGACUGGAAUCUUAACUGGUAGACAAGACUCUUAUACUGAUGAUAUCAAAUCAAACAAAAGCCUACUACGUCCAUUCUGUCAACUGCCUCCAUUCUCUGUUGGAGGUGUUACCAGGGACGAUAGCACCAAAAACAAAGGACUACAGUAUGCCUAUACAAAAGACGAGAUAGAACGGAUGAAAAGUGAAUUUAUCGAUUCAGACUAUGCUUCAAGCAUAGAUGAAACUGGCAGUGCUGGUAACCAGCAAAGAAAGAAACUAUCGAAAUCAGAAUCGAAUAUCAUUUCAAAGGCGUUUCAUGACUUUCAUUCGGAUUGUGCUAACCAAUUUAUAGAAAGAAAAAGCUAUGAAAGUGAAAAUAUUUAUCGUCCUACAAAUGAUGAAGCACUGAGAAUAUACAACCAAAUGAAAGAUGUUUCAACCAGUGUCGAUGCAGAAUUACAACAUGGAAAAAUGCAUAUUAAGUGGGUAAAACAGCAAAAGAAGCAAUUCAAUCGUCCUGAGUGGCGUUAUUGGGGUUCAAAGCCUAUACCUCAGUUGAUUGGCCCGCCGAUAUUUGAACCUUUUAAAGAUGCUACUGCAUGGGGACGAUCUGAUCGUUUGACAACUACAGUUGAAUGCUGCACAAUUUUCACGUGA